Sipha flava (yellow sugarcane aphid) is the source of this 759-nucleotide messenger RNA. RefSeq names its product prefoldin subunit 2 (gene Pfdn2). The transcript has 3 exons. Gene Ontology annotation, molecular function: protein folding chaperone. The coding region runs from base 170 to 610 and encodes 146 amino acids. NCBI's taxonomy places the organism in Eukaryota, Metazoa, Arthropoda, Insecta, Hemiptera, Aphididae. Gene Ontology annotation, biological process: protein folding. Gene Ontology annotation, cellular component: prefoldin complex; cytoplasm. The record is from RefSeq and is a predicted model, not a curated record.
AAAAAUAACUGAUAGACUUUUGGUGUCGGUCGAGUGCUUAUGAGUUCACGGCGGACUUUGUGACAGCAAAGAAAUAAAUGAACGGUACGUUUUUUAACAAAGCCAUUGCACACGGUCGCUUAAUUUACAUCAUUUACCUGAUACUCGUUGUUGAAUAAGUACUUGUGAAAUGGAAAAAUUAGUGAAAGUGAAGAAACCUACGGAGGAGGAACAAAUUCACAACACUUUUAAUGCUUUACGAACAGAACAAAGACAACUCGCAACGAAAUUAUCCGAAAUUGAGUUGGAUCUCAAUGAACACAGUAUUGUUAUCGAUACUCUAAACAAGUUGGACGAAGAUAGAAAAUGUUUUCGACUGAUUGGUGGAGUAUUGGUUGAAAGGAAGAUUUGUGAUGUACUACCUACACUUGUUAAAAACAGAGGAGAAAUGGGGAAAAUUGUGAAAACGUUGAACGAACAGUUAACUAAAAAAGGAAUUGAAAUCAAUGAAUUCAAAAAUAAACAUAACAUACAAGUAAAAGGUGGAUUCACCCCAAUUUCAGAAAUGGUUGAAAGUCAAACUGGUGAAAAGAAAACAGAACAUAGUGGUUCAGUAAUCGUUAAUACCUAAUGUGUAAUUUUGGUCUAAAUUUUGAAAAAAUUGUUCGUGCUUUUAGUUGCAUAUGAUAUUGCUCUGGGGUGCAUAUGUUUUUAAAUUACUAUAUUGUCUUAUAUAACUGUUUUAAAAGUUUAUAAGUGACAAAAUAAUUAAAAGGCUAA